UUGACCAAGAUGCGCAGCACCCUCUUGGCCUCUCCUCUCUCAGAGUCUCACUCAGCCACUCUCCUCCUUCCUCUCAUCGAGCUCCCUCACUCCCUCACUUCCCUCUUUCUGGCCUCUGAACGAACACACUGAAGAACGCAGAGAAGAGAACUCGAUCGCAGCUUGGAGGAAGCCCCGAAGCAGCCCUCUCUCAUCGCCGUUCCUCAAAGUCCAGCCACCGCCGCCAUCCGCAUUGCUACAGCUUCGGCGCAACGUCGCCCUUGUUCACCGCGCGUCCACCUCCUUUUUGGCCAAGCUUCUGCCUCUGUUUUUUGGCCAACCCUUGUUCUCCCCUUUUUGGCCAACCCUUGUUCGAGCUGCUUAGCCCUCUGUUCGGUCCUCUACGCCGCGUGUUCGAGCCUCUGCUCCACCGCCUUUCAGCCACCGUUCAACCAUUGUUCAGCUUCCGUUCAACCAUUUCCGUCGCGUUUUAAAGCUCCUCCCUUCCCUGUUCUGCUUGAAUUUCAGAACUGCUCCAUCCUAGGAACCUUGCUCAGAACCCUUUUUCCUGUUGCCUCUUCUUAGCCGCCAUUCCCUUCUCAUUAACGAAGAGGUAGCAGCUGCAGUAGCUGCCAAAGUUCUUUACCCUCGCCAACGAAGACGUGGACACCAUACGCUGUUCCGUCUUUUGUCGUUUCAUCUCUCUGCAAACGACAACAACGAACUCCGUUUUGUUUGCAUCGCGUUUUGCGUUUUGCAUUUCGUCCCUUUUUUAAACUCGGCUCAAUGGGAAGGGUUAGUGGAGCCGAGAAGCAAGAGUUCAGUGAGAUGGAGAACGCUGAAUUCUCUGAUUUGCAGCUAAUUUGUCAUGUUAGAGAUGCACUUUCAGCAGUCACUUUGGGUGAUAGAGAGAAUUAUGACGAGCUUGUUGGUUAUUUGCACCGGAAAGAGAGUCUUAAUCCCGAUGAUAUUGCUCUACUUGAGACAACUUUGAAGGCACUCUCUGGAACAGUCUCAUGCAUAGAUUCUGUUCAUCACGAAUCUCUUCUUUCUGCAGUUUAUAGAAUGAGCCUGUGGAAUUAUGGAACUUCUAUUAUGGAUGCACUGAUUGAGCUGAUUGUAUCCUUGGCUGCUUCGAAUGGGAAAUAUAUUGAUUGGUCUUUGGAGUUGCUUGUGAAUAACUUCACUCCCCCUUAUCACCUCAUGGAUAGUUUGAAGCAGGAGAGUGGAAUUGAAAAGAAGAAUAAAGUUCUGUCUCGUGUGCAUGCUGCUUUUGAAGCCAUAGCUGUUUUGGUGCCUCUUGCGCCUUUGCGACUGUCUCCAAUAGUUGUCCAGAGGAUGCCCUUAAUCUACAGUAAGGGACCGGAGAUUCUCAUGUACGUGGAGAACAUGUUAAAGCUGGAAAGUGGUGCAAUUGGAGAAAUUGUUGGCGUUACGAUGCUGCCUGCUAUUGUAGAUAGGUUGAUAGAACUUGAUGUUGAAAUUGGAUGGGAUGGCCUCUUGCAGGAAGAUGCCAAAGGCAUAUUUGAAAUGGAAUUAGAGGAUGCCGAAUUUGCGGAUGGGGAUGGGGAUGAUAAUAUGCCUGCUGCAGAAUAUUUAAAUAGGAAAACUUUGGAGGGAAACACAAUUGCUGAGAAAUUAGAUAGCUUGAUUGAGCUUACUUUUUUGCAUCUCGAGUCCUGUCAAAGCAGUGGCCGUUUGUCUGAGGUAUUUGAUGUUCUACUGAGAUCAUUUCAAAGGACUAUUUUGAAUGCCUACAAGUCAAAGUUCACCCAGUUUGUGGUGUUCUAUGCAUGUGCACUGGAUCCUGAAGAUUGUGGUGUGAAGUUUGCCAUGGUUCUUACAGAUAUGUUUCUUAGCAAUUUUAAUCCCCCCAAUACUAGGAUGAGUGCUGUUGCUUAUCUUGCUAGUUAUUUGUCCCGUGCAAAGUUUGUUUCAGCUGCAUUGGUUGCUAGCAUCUUACAAAGAUUGGUUGAUUGGUGUCUUAACUAUUGCCAGUCACAUGAUUCCGUUAUGAACCCGCGAGCACAUCAAGUUUUUUAUUCUGGUUGUCAGGCUCUCAUGUACAUGCUGUGUUUUCGAAUGAGAUCUCUGAUGGAUGCUCCAAGGCUCAAAAUGCAACUUCUAAAUAUGCCCAUGGAGCCAAUCUUGCAACAUAAAUUGAAUCCUUUGAAGGUUUGUCUACCUACUGUAGUAGUGGAAUUCCUAAGACAAGCAAAGGCUGCUAAGCUCUUCAUGACAUCAGAAUCAUUUGCCUUUGAUGAUAUGCUCGAAUCUGAUCUUUCGAGGGCAUUUGGUGGGAUAGAUAGGCUCGACGCGUUCUUUCCUUUUGAUCCUUGUUUACUGAAGAAAAGUGAAAGUUAUAUACGGCCACAUUUUGCUCGCUGGUCAAAGAUCAAAUGUGAUGGUGCCAACGAUGGCGACCUCAGUGAAAGUGGCAGUGAUGCAUCCGAUGACGAAUUUGUCGACAUGAAUGAGAAUGAUAUGAUUGAAGAUGACAUGACAGUGAGUGUACAAGCAGGUUUGGAUUUCGACCCCGACUUGAAUAGAAUGUCUAUCACGCCCAAGAACAAGUUUCUGUUACAUUUUCAACAGCAAAACGCAAGAAUGCCCGCAAGAAUCAGACCAUCCACUAGUCCAGAGUCUUUGUAAUGAAAUUCUUGUGGCGAAAAACAUGUCAAUUUUGCAAUGUUUUGGCGUGGCAGGAUUAGGAAGUCUAUGUUGGUGUUCUUUAUAGUGAAGAAAACGGGGGAGCAUUGUGCAGUGUUUUGGGGUAUUUUUCCCCAUAUUCAGGGCAAUUGUAAGUGUAGUUUUUAACUUAUGUUCACUUUGUGCUGCCUAUUAAGAAAAUGAGCAGAGUAGCCAACAUUUUUAGGAUUCCGCUCGUCGUCACUAUCUUGUAAAUUGUAAUAGUAGUGUUUCAAAAUUAACUACUUUUUUUUUUUGGACGGGAAAAUUAACUACUUGAAAGUAAUAUUAUUUAUUUACUUC
Messenger RNA from Arachis ipaensis, 2970 nucleotides. The record is from RefSeq and is a predicted model, not a curated record. Lineage: Eukaryota; Viridiplantae; Streptophyta; Magnoliopsida; Fabales; Fabaceae.